AUGACCCCUAAGGCCAAAGAGACUAAUUCAGAUAUCUUUGAUGAAAGACUUGGCACUAUACUACCGUCAUACUCCAUGUAUGCCUCAACAUUGGGGCUUGAUGCCUCUGUUGCUGAAAGUGGCCAAGAUCAAGAUGUGCCUCCACCAAAUUACGAUUCCACCUCGGUACCAACAGCACCAACAGCACUAACGACUAUGCCAUCUACUCCAACAUCAUUGACAAGUCCAACCACCCCAGCAUAUUCAAAUGGACUAAUGUUAACACCAAAUUUGUCGCAUUCUUCUUUACCAAAUUCGCAAUCUACAAGUCCCGUACUACGACCGCAGAGUCCAGAAAGGGGCAAUAGCAACUCGCUAGUUCCAGUUCUACUGGCUCCAGCUCUUGGGAGAUCGGGAACUCCAUUGAUUGUUACUGAUCAAUAUAGUUGGAAAGAGACAAUUUUGGACAAUGCUCAUAGGAUCCCCAAUUUAACUUUUGAGGACCACGAGAUUUCUAGAUCUGUUGUAAUCAAAAUAUAUUAUACCAAGGAUAUUGGAGAAAUUGGGAAGGAGCCCGAGAUAAUUGAUCCUUCAUUGUACGAGUUCAAGCAAGGAGAUUUGUUGAAUGGAUUUAUUACUAUUCAAAAUACAUCGGAUAAACGUAUUCCUUUCGAUAUGUUUUAUUUGUUAUUUGAAGGGAACUUUAUGGUUGCCAACUCAGCCGAUGCGAAAGAUACAGUGCCAAAAAAGAUUCAUCGGUUUUUGGAAAUGUUUGACUUUUCAGGAAGCUGGAAUACCGGGUAUAUCAAUAGACUAAAGUCAGAGACAAGAAGUGUGCAUUAUGGUGCCGAUGAUAAUCCCCGCGAUCCACGAGACGGCUCGUAUCUAUUCUUUGUUCCAAAACGUGAGAUUUUACCAAAUAGAAUUUAUAAACGGUUUUUCUCGUUUAGAAUUCCUCGCAAUUUAUUAGACACAGUGUGUAAUGAGCAUAAUCUAUCGCGACACAUGGAGUUACCACCAACUUUGGGGUUAUCGAGAUGGGAGACUGCACAUUGCCCAGAAAAGGAGAGGACGAGGCUACGGGACUUUUCAAUUUUAAAUUCGUCAAUAUCUUAUGGUGCAAUGGCAAGAUUUAUUGGCAGGAAACUGAAAUGGGAGAAGGAGUUUGGUAAAUUUAAAGUUCCCAAAACUCGUUUCAAUGCAAAAUUGGUUAAUCCUAUUGGUGAUGAGUAUGUGAUUUUAAAAGAGUUGACAAAUUUUGUUAGAGUUGUUGCUGAAUCCAAUUCUCCUAGUGAACUGGAAAAGCUUAUGAAGAAGGUUGAAAAUAAAUUAUUGUAUGAUAACUUGAUCAAGCAAGCCGACGAAAAAAUUGAGCUGGGCCAUCGGUUGAUCAAAGCCCUGAAGAAUACCAAGGCGGAGUUCAAUUUUCAAGCGGGACAAGAAAUGACUCAAGAAGAGAUUGAUUUGGCAAAAGUGAGACAAAGUUAUAAGCGAGAAGUUGAUACAGCGCGAAGUUCAAAGUCUGGUAUCUUUUCCAAUAAAGACACAGAAUAUUACGAAAUGUUUGUACCCAUUAUCAAGAAACACUUGACUGGGGCGAAAAACAUGGGUGUGCUUCAGGUAAAGACCCCCAAAAUCGAAUACCAUAUCUCAUACAUACCGCCACCAAAUUUUAGGGAAGAUGUGGAUCUUAAUUUGGCACGGGACUGGAACUUGUCGAUUCCCAUUGAAAUGGUUGUCACGUCGCGUUCAUUAACGGAAAAGUCAUUUAAGCCACCUACAAUCAAAGAGUUUAAUGCCGAGUUUGUAGUUCAUACAAUCAGUUCGAUGAACUACCCUAUUGGGCUUGAGUUUAACCAUGAUCUUGUUUACAACAAGGUUCCACACAAUUAUAAAGAAUAUGAAGAUAAGGAUACAUUCAAGAAAAAUAUCGUUCAGCCAAUUAAAAAACAGCUUGAAGAGUUGCACACUAUUUCGCACGUUUUGGGUUCGGAGAGGUUCCGUAUGAACAAGCAGUUGCUUCAUGAUUUGACAUCCAUCAGCGAGUUGGAGGAAAAAGUGAUGAAAUUGUCUGUGUUGAAUUGCAAAGUAAAUGGCAAGAAUUUCAAAAAUGAGAAUUUGCCGUGGGUUAUUAAGAAAGAGCCGCAAUUGAAUACGAUUACUGCAAAGGCAUCAUUUGAUUUUAAUGUAAACCUAGAAAAACUUACAUUGAAAGGCAGUAGCAGCAACCCAGAAACAAAAUCAUUCAACACCAUGAGUUUAGUUCCAAAUUUCCAAGCAUGCUAUAUGUGCAGGUUUUACCAUAUUAAUAUCAAGAUACAUUUAAGUGGAGGUGAUUGUGCAAGGCUCAAAGUACCUGUUUUUAUAGACAAAACUUAA
Messenger RNA from Lodderomyces elongisporus, 2358 nucleotides. Its product is annotated as ubiquitin ligase-binding protein bul1. Gene Ontology annotation, biological process: protein monoubiquitination; protein polyubiquitination. Gene Ontology annotation, molecular function: ubiquitin-ubiquitin ligase activity. The transcript has a single exon. Gene Ontology annotation, cellular component: ubiquitin ligase complex. Bases 1 to 2358 code for a protein of 785 amino acids. NCBI's taxonomy places the organism in Eukaryota, Fungi, Ascomycota, Pichiomycetes, Serinales, Debaryomycetaceae. The record is from RefSeq and is a predicted model, not a curated record.